GCUACCGGACCGGAGGAGAACAGAGGCUUCCGCUCAGCGGAGAGGCAAGAUGGCCACGGCUGGGGGCGGCUCUGGGCCUGAUCGGGGAAAUCGGAGUGUUCUUCACUUUUUGUUUUUCUGCUUCUUACUGGCAGGCCUUUUCCUGGACUUCGAGCCCAGCUGUCUCCCAUUUUUUCGGGGUGCCUUGUUUUCCCCACGGCCCCAGCCACUCCACCCAUAAUCUAAAGCGGCGGAUGUCAGAGUUCACCUUCCUUCCCAGAGCGUUUCGACUUUUUAAGAUAUGGGCACCCUUUUGUUAACUGAUUAGUAAGAGACAUACAAGACAAACCAGAAGCGUGGUUACCCAUGCAUGCAGAAACUGACACAUCCAAGGUUUGUGCAGGGGAAAUUCGGUGGAGAGGAAGAUCUACAUCCCCUUAAAUAAAACAGCACCCUGUGUCCGUCUGCUCAAUGCCACUCAUCAGAUUGGCUGCCAGUCUUCCAUUAGUGGGGACACAGGGGUUAUCCACGUAGUAGAGAAAGAAGAGGAUCUGAAAUGGGUGUUGACUGAUGGCCCCAACCCACCUUACAUGGUUCUGCUGGAGGGCAAGCUGUUUACCAGGAAUCUGAUGGAGAAACUGAAGGGGAAAACCAGGCGAAUUGCUGGUCUUGCAGUGUCCUUGGCCAAACCUAGUCCUCCCACAGGCUUCUCUCCUAGUGUGCAGUGCCCCAAUGAUGGGUUUGGUGUUUACUCUAACUCCUAUGGGCCAGAGUUUGCCCACUGUAAAGAAAUCGAGUGGAACCCACUGGGCGAUGGCUUAGCUUAUGAAGACUUUAGUUUCCCCAUCUUUCUUCUUGAAGAUGAAAAGGAAACCCAGGUCAUCAAGCAGUGCUAUCAAGAUCACAACCUGAGUCUGAAUGGCUCAGCACCUACCUUCCCACUGUGUGCCAUGCAGCUCUUCUCGCACAUGCAUGCUGUCAUCAGCACUGUCACCUGCAUGCGCCGCAGCUCUAUCCAGAGCACCUUCAGUAUCAACCCAGAAAUUGUCUGUGAUCCCCUAUCUGACUACAACGUAUGGAGUAUGCUUAAGCCUAUAAAUACAUCUGGGACAUUAGAGCCUGCUGACAGGGUUGUGGUUGCUGCCACCCGGCUGGACAGUCGUUCCUUUUUCUGGAAUGUAGCCCCAGGGGCUGAAAGUGCAGUUGCCUCCUUCGUCACCCAGCUGGCUGCAGCUGAAGCUUUGCAAAAGGCACCUGAUGUGACCACCCUACCCCGGAAUGUCAUGUUUGUCUUUUUCCAAGGGGAAACUUUUGACUACAUUGGCAGUUCAAGAAUGGUCUACGAUAUGGAAAAGGGCAAGUUUCCUGUGCAGUUAGAGAACAUUGACUCAUUCGUGGAGCUGGGACAGGUGGCCUUAAGGACUUCACUAGAGCUGUGGAUGCACACAGACCCCAUGUCUCAGAAAAAUGAGUCUGUACGGAACCAGGUGGAGGAUCUCCUGGCCAUACUGGAGAACGUCGGUGCUGGUGUCCCUACUGUGGCCCUCAGAAGGCUGAGUCAGUCCCAGCCUCUCCCACCAUCUUCUCUGCAGCGAUUUCUUCGUGCUCGAAACAUUUCUGGUGUUGUUCUUGCUGACCACUUUGCUGCCUUCCAUAACCAAUAUUAUGAGAGCAUUUAUGACACUGCUGAGAACAUUAAUGUGAGCUACCCUGAACAGCUGAGCCCAGAAGAGGAAUUGAACUUUGUGACAGACACUGCCAAGGCCCUGGCAGAUGUGGCUACAGUGCUGGGAAGAGCACUCUACCAGCUUGCAGGAGGAACCGGCUCCAUCGACACAGUUGAGGCUGAUCCUAAAACGGUUACCCGCCUGCUCUAUGGGUUCCUGGUUAGAGCCAACAACUCAUGGUUCCAGUCAAUCAUGAGGCAGGACCUAAGGUCCUACUUGGGUGACGGGCCUCUUCAACAUUACAUUGCUGUCUCCAGCCCCACCAACGCCACUUAUGUGGUACAGUAUGCCUUGGCAAAUUUGACUGGCAAAGUGAUCGACCUUACUCGAGAACAAUGCCAAGAUCCAAGUAAAGUCCCAAAUGAAAACAAGGAUCUGUAUGAGUACUCAUGGGUUCAGGGUUCUUGGAAUUCCAACGAGACGGACUGGGUCCCCCGGUGUGUACGUUCCACGGCACGAUUGGCCAGGGCCUUGUCCCCUGCCUUUGAACUGAGGCAGUGGAGCUCUACUGAAUACUCAACAUGGACUGAGAGCCGCUGGAAGGAUAUCCGUGCCCGGAUAUUUCUGAUAGCCAGCAAAGAGCUUGAGUUUAUCACUCUGAUGGUGGGCUUCGGCAUCCUCAUCUUCUCUCUCAUUGUCACCUACUUCAUCAACGCCAAAGCUGAUGUCCUUUUCGUUACUCCCCGGGAGCCAGGAGCUGUGUCUUACUGAGGAGGACCCCAGCUUUUCCUGCCAGCUCUGCAGUGCACUUCAUAGAUCAUUUGUCCCACUGGGACACAAACCACUAGUUUGUCACUGGAACCUCUCUGGGCCUGGCUCAGACUGGGAUUAGCAUAAAGAGUGAACCUGUCCAAAAGAGACAGUGAGAAAUAAACAAGUUACCUCCUCUCCCUACCUCCUCCUCCCUCUCUCCCCCAUUUCCUUCCUCUUCCCUGCCAGAUCCUGGGAUCACAAAUAGAAGCUUCUUGCUCCUGUUUUACUCCCUAGUUACCCAUCUCAACAUAUCCUUCAGGAUCCCUCUUCUACUCUUUCCGUCCUGCCCUGUGCCACCCCUCUGCUCUCUGCCCCCGCUCCCUGUACCCAACCAACUUCCUGACCAGGAAGAAAGACACAGAAGAGUCAAAUGCCAGGAUCAAACUACAGGGAACUCCUGAGGAGGACCACAGCGAUCUCUGGACUGAGCUUGAUGUCUCCUUCCCAUCAUCCUUUCUCCAGGCCCUCAGAUGGCACAUUAGGGUGGGCUGCCGGGUGGGUAUCCCACCUUCAGCCCACAGUGGUCAGUUAUACUUUUUAUUAAGCUGUAAUAUCUAUUUUUGUUUUCUUUUUUCCUUUUUUGUAAAUAUAUAAAUAGCACUUUUCAUUAAAAUAGAUUAUCCCAUCUGG
Messenger RNA from Choloepus didactylus (southern two-toed sloth), 3089 nucleotides. It is a transcript of the gene NCSTN, whose product is annotated as nicastrin. Gene Ontology annotation, cellular component: membrane. The record is from RefSeq and is a predicted model, not a curated record. Lineage: Eukaryota; Metazoa; Chordata; Mammalia; Pilosa; Megalonychidae. The transcript is spliced from 19 exons. Gene Ontology annotation, biological process: protein processing; Notch receptor processing. The coding region runs from base 570 to 2417 and encodes 615 amino acids.